Messenger RNA from Macadamia integrifolia, 1929 nucleotides. RefSeq names its product RNA-binding protein 34. Gene Ontology annotation, molecular function: RNA binding. Lineage: Eukaryota; Viridiplantae; Streptophyta; Magnoliopsida; Proteales; Proteaceae. Bases 105 to 1742 code for a protein of 545 amino acids. The transcript has 6 exons. The record is from RefSeq and is a predicted model, not a curated record.
UGAAAGAUACUGUGUAAGUUGUAACAUUCUCUGCUUGGAAGGGAAAAAUCGUUUCUCAAGUUCUCCUCCUCAGCCGCAACUCUCUCUUUCCCUGCGCGACUCAGAUGGGAAAGAAACUAAAAGAAAAAACGCCUAAAGAGGAUGACCGGAAGGACGAGGUCACCGGUUCUACCUCUGACAUCUUCAAAACCCUUCUCGGAAACACCUCCGAAGAGGGUGGCUUUUCUCUCUUCACCUGCAACAACCCCUUCCGUCGCAAACCCGACCAACAACAAAUAGGGUUAGGGUUUUCUUCAGCUGAAGCUUCUCAAAACCCUAAGACUCCAAACCCUGACAACGAUGGGGAUUCCCAGAUUGAGCCGAAGAAGAGAAAGCGACACAAAGAAAAGAAACUAAAUGUCGAUGCCGUCGACGAAUCGGUCGGUAAUGGAGAUUCGGAGAAUUUGGAAGAGAAUAAGAGGAAAAAAUCGUUAGAGAGAAACCCUAGUUCGGACGUUUAUAUGGUCGGCAACGGUACGAUUGAGGAAGAUAGCAAGGAUGGUCUCCAUGUUGAGAAGGAGAAGAAGAAGAAGAAGAGGAAGAGGGAUGAGGUUGAGGAGGAGUAUGAGAGGAGGAAUUAUGGAGUAGUUGAGAAGGAUGAGAGUGAAAAGGUUGGUUUGGGUAAGAGAGUCGUGGGGGAGAAGAGGAAAAAGAUGGAUGAUCCUGGGGAGGUGUUGGUUUCGAAGGAAGGUUUUGAUGACGAAAGCAAGCUCUUGAGGACUGUUUUUGCUGGGAACUUGCCGCUGAAGGUGAAGAAGAAAGCGUUGUUGAAGGAGUUUAGCCGUUUUGGGGAGAUUGAAUCACUUAGGAUUCGGUCUGUGCCGCUCUUAGAUAGCAAAAUACCCAGGAAAGGUGCAAUUCUUAAGGGGAAGAUCAAUGAAGCAGUGAACAGUGUUCAUGCGUACAUUGUUUUCAAAGAUGAGCAGGCUGCACGGUCUUCUUUGGCCCACAAUAUGGCAGUGGUUGGGGGGAAUCAUAUACGUGUUGACAUGGCAUGCCCACCUCGUAAGAAACUAAAGGGAGAGACUGCUGGACUUUAUGAUAGAAAGAAAACUGUUUUUGUCGGAAAUCUCCCAUUUGAUGUGAAGGAUGAAGAACUUUAUAAGUUGUUUUGUGGGAUUAACCAGUUGGAUUCUAGCAUUGAGGCUGUCCGGGUUAUCAGGGAUCCCCACACAAGCAUGGGGAAGGGCAUUGCUUAUGUCUUGUUUAAAACAAGGGAAGCUGCCAAUAUGAUUGUUAAGAAGAAAAGCUUGAAGCUCCGAAACCGUGACUUGAGGCUCUGCCAUGCCAAAUCCGAUUCGACACCAUUGAAGAAAAGGAAUGCAUCCCCUGUAUGGAAAGAUGGAUUACCUUCGAAGAGAUUGGCUGUGACUUCUGGUGAGAAUUCGGCUGAUGGAAAUAUAAUGCCCAAAGCGAAGGCUUAUCUUUCUUACCAGGGCCUGCGGGCAAGCAAAGCAGGUGUGCAGAAGAAAAUGAGUUUCUCCCCAAGAACCUUUGAACAGGGGAAAUUUCAGUCUAAGAGACAGAAUGGGCCUGAGAAGAAAGUACGCGAGACUAAGCGACCUUCAGUUGCUGCCAGGAAAAGGAUGGCCCUUGCUACAAAGGAUGGGGUUGUGCCAAAACAGAUAGGGAACAAACGAAAGCUGGGAAGCACUGCGCCAGGGAGCUCUCCCAGGAACAAGAAAGCUAGGAAGAUCAGGUAGUAAUGAAGUGACUGUUAACUUCUUGGUGUACUUUCUGACCAUGUAAUUCUUCAAAAUGUCUCUCUUUUCACCGACGUUGGAAAUCCUGGAGGCUCAUGAUUUAGGGGGCCCUGUUUUUUUAUUUGGGGAAUCUUUGUAUCGUUUAGAUAUUUUUAUUAAGUGAUGUUUAAUAAUGUUUACCUCUUUA